This is a messenger RNA of Aricia agestis (brown argus), 3423 nucleotides long. RefSeq lists its product as uncharacterized. The transcript is spliced from 7 exons. The record is from RefSeq and is a predicted model, not a curated record. The coding region runs from base 106 to 3387 and encodes 1093 amino acids. NCBI's taxonomy places the organism in Eukaryota, Metazoa, Arthropoda, Insecta, Lepidoptera, Lycaenidae.
CAAAAUAAUUUUUCAGAACAAGUUUCUAAAUUAAUAUACCUUACAACAAUUACAAAUAGAACAUUUUGUGAAAACAAUAUAAACUAUUGUGUAUAAAUCUCCAUAAUGGAGGAUCUUUACAGUAAUUUAGAUAAUUACGAUGACGUUAAUGCCGUUGAUGAGCUCAAAAAUGAAAAUAGGGAGCUAAAAUUGAAACUUGAAGAAUGUUCCAAAACGAUGAAUCAACUUCAAAAAUUUAUUUUGCAGGAUUUUGACAAGCUUAACAGUGAAUAUAAGAAGUUGGAAAUAAACUAUUCUUCACUUUUGAAAACUGCCAGGGCAGAAAUUGAGAGAAAAACUCAAUUGAUAACUAAUUUGAACAAAGAGAAAGAUAUGAUUGUUAUAAAAGCUAUGCAGGGUGGUUGCAGAAGUAUAUUAAAAAAUUUGAAUAAACCUGCUCAUAAUUUUAAUAAAAAUGAUGUUAAACCAAAAUGUGAAGAAAAUAAAGAUAUUUUAGAUAAAAAUAGAGCAAGUCUUUCUGGUGGUUCCAGAGAGGGUUCAAGGGAAUCGCCUAUGCUUCUGAUGAAAGAUAACUCAAUUGCACCUUCUACAAAUAGAUCAUCAUCAUCUGAACAUAAUCUAAGGCAGUUAGAUGAUGGUUACAAGAAAGAAAAUAUGCUAAAGAGUACCCAAAACCAAAAACAUAAUAUUGACAAACCAAAAUCAAUGAAAAUCUCAGACAGGAGAAAGUCUAUGCCAGUUUUCAGUAACGGAGAAGAACCUACAUCUGAAGAAGAUAUUGCAAAAGAUGACUGCACAAAUACAAGAGAGCGUUACAAAUAUCAAGACUAUGACAAUGAUAGUCACAAUUUACAGUAUAUGGGCUCCAAAGGAGGACAAAGAACUAGCCGGUUUGAACAAUAUAGCCGUGAACCAACACAAAUGUACAACAGAGGAAAAGACAGAUACAACCCACACUUUGAUAAAUACAAAUCAUAUAACCAAAAUUACGAUAAUUAUAGUCCCGAAAGAGGCAGACAGUGGCAACAGAGAGGAAAUGACUACUCGCACAGAUCAGAGCAUUAUAGACAACGAGAAUUAGGAAGUCCUCCUAGAAACAAAUAUGGGCGCAGCAAAAGUAGAGACAGGAGACACAGAGAUAAUAAUAGAUGGGAUAGGUAUGAAGAGAACUAUGAUGCUGGUAAUAUUAGAGAACCAGAUCUUAAACGUAGAAGAAUGGAUUCUGGUAAUUCAGAAUGGGAAAGACGUGACCAAGCAGUGGAGAGAAUGAGCUACAGGCCUUCUGAGUACAGACCAGAUGUUGCAAGUGGGGAUCAUGGCUCAUGUCAGUCACCUGACUAUGAUCAAAUUGAAUCCAAUUUGAACCAUCAUUCCAUAAAAGAAAUAAAGAACACUGCUACUGUUCAGCUGGAGGAUCCCAGAAUAAACAGUAACAAAUAUUCGCUGAAGGAGUCAGAACGGGGUGUAUACAUUGCUACAGUUGACAAAAAUGUUGAUAUAAUACCGGUAGAUAAAACUCUAUGGGGUUUCGAAAAGGUAGAAGUUCCAGAGGCGUUAAAAACUAAUGUUUGGAAAGAACCUGCUAGUGAGGAUAUUGUAAACUACAUUUACACAGAUAUUGAUGAUCCAGCUAUUAUCUCAUCUACAAAAUGUAGUAAAGACGAGGACAUUGCUAUACCUGAAACUUUACGCAAUCCCGGUGGUCAGAACGUAUGUCGUAAAGAACAUAGUACUUCAGAUAUAACUGAACAAAAGUCUCAGAAAACAAAUGUUACUGCGUUUAAAAGCAUACCUAAUGACUAUAAAAUACCAAAGAAAUCAACGACUGAUAAGAAAUCUAUUACUUCAGUACAAGAAAAACUUAUUAAAAAGGAUUACAAUUAUAGCAACAAAAAUGUUAUACUUAGUAAGGAUAGCCACGUUUCCAAAAAAGAAGUCUUUGAAGACAAAAAUAAAUUAAAGACCCAACCCAAGCUGGCCCCAGUUCAACAUAAUGUAGAAGGGGACUUGGAAUUAAGCGACGAAGCUAGUGAUGAUGAAUUGCAAAUCACUUGUAAGCAAAACGAUAAGUUAACACUCGUAUCAGAUAACGAAAAUGAUCGAGACGAUGGUAGCCGAGAAAAAGACAUAAAACAAAAUGAUAAACCACAAAUAAAGGAUAUUAUGACAAUCACGGAAGAUAACAAUGGUCUCACCCGCAAAAAAAACUCUAAGGACCAUAUAUCAGGAAACACAGAGCCUAUUAAAGCUAGCAUUGAAAAUAAUGAAAAAAUACAAGUACACGCGGACAAGAAAAAGCUAUGUCACGAAGAAGCUUCUAAUAAAAAAUUAGAAAGUUGUAAAAAGAAAACAUCAAAAAAGAAACAUGAUGGAAAAACACCUGAGAAUAAGGAUGUAAAGAUUAUUGAAAAAACUAAUCAAAGUCCUGAAAUAGAAGCAAAAGAAAAAAAGAAAAGAGAAAAGCGGAAAAGGUUAUCGUCAAAGGAGACAGUGCAAGAAAAGCAAGAAAGUAAAGUUGCUCACACAAAUACAGGAGACGAUGACGAUAAACCCACGGGUUCCAAACCCCACAAUAAAUUUACUGAGUUAUUUGGCGACAGUAGUAGCUUAAUAACACCCGAAGACUUAAAUCUCCCUACAAAAUUUGAAAUAAAUGUUGAACGCAAUGAUAAUAAUUAUGCGUCGUUAUUUGAAAAUACUCAAGACGCGAUUGAUAUAAAUGUUAGAGAAAUUAAAGAGGUGUCUAAAACUGGUAAUAGUAAUAAAGAAGUAUUAGCAAAUGUUGAAGCUCUUGAAAUUGAAGAAGAUCCACAAAAAACACUCAAUAAGAAAUCUUUGUUCGAAAUCAACGACGACCAUCCCGUUGCAAACAUGUUUGAGAAUUUAAAACCCGCAAACAUUGAUGAUGAAUUGGGUAUAGUUAAAACUGUUGUUAUAUCUACUGGUACACAACCAUGCAUUAAAGAAAAUAAUAAAAAACAGAGAAACACUACAGAAGAUGAACCAAAUAAUAUUAAAACUGUUGUUAUACCAACCACACAUACUGGCAUACGACCGUGUAUGGACGAAAAGAAUACAAAUCAGACGAACUUAACAGUAGUUGACAGUAACCAAGCUAAAGAAACUGAAGAAGUUGUGAAGCAACAACCACUAGCAAUUCCUAAGUUUGAUUCUUUACAACUAAAGGCUGUAGCGACUUCAACGCCGAAUAAAAUGCAACAUGAUUUACCUGUAGCAACUACUUCUGUUCCAAAUGAUGAUAACCUAAAUAAUGAUAGUAAUAUAUCUUACAGUGCUAGCCUGGCGACUACCAAUGUGGAAGCUAACAGUGAUGCCCCAGAUGUAAGAAUAUUCAUAAAGCGAAGAAGAAAGAUUAAGAAAGUAUAGAUUUCUUUAGCUAUAACAUACUGUUGUACAGAUUAU